This is a messenger RNA of Medioppia subpectinata, 6899 nucleotides long. Lineage: Eukaryota; Metazoa; Arthropoda; Arachnida; Sarcoptiformes; Oppiidae. The record is from the annotation of a GenBank genome assembly.
AUGGAUAAGACUAGACGUCCCGUUUGGUUCCUAUUCCCGGGUUUGGGCGGACAAUGGGUCGGAAUGGCUAAGGCUUUGAUGGCAAUCGAGUCGUUCGCCGAUAGGAUAGAGGAAUGCCAUGAAAUACUGAAGUCGUUUGGAAUUGAUUUAAAACAUCUCUUAUUAUCUGACGAUAAAAACUCAAUCACUGGAUAUCAAACCGCUGCCAUAUUAACCGGACUGAUGGCUGUCGUCGGCAUGUCGUGGACUGAAGCCAAGAAGAUAUGCCCGAAAAAUGUUAGCGUUGUCUGCAAUAACUCAAAGGACACGAUUGUCUUCUCAGGUCUUUAUAAAGAGAUGAAAGAAUUAAUUGAAUCGCUUAAGAAGAAGGGCCUAUUUGUGCGCGAACUCGACAGCCAUGACAUCCCAUAUCACAGCCAAUAUCUGCUGUCAUCGGCGAAGAAGAUGACGGAUGAGAUCAAAAAAUGUGUUCCCAAUCCGAAACUCCGGUCUAAGAAAUGGAUCUCAACAGCGAUUCUGGAGUCGGAAGUGAAGGAAGAGUUGAAAUACGCGUCGGCCGAGUAUUUUGUCCAUAACCUCAUUAGUCCCGUCUAUUUCUACAACAAAAUACAUCAAAUCCCCAGUAAUGCCAUUGUGGUAGAAGUGGGUCCGCACGCGCUCUUCGCCAAAAUAGUCACUCAAUCGUUGGAGUCGUCGACAUAUCUAUCGCUAAUCAAACGCGACUCAAACGAUACCAAUUUAGACAACUUUUUGGGUUCAAUCGCCAAACUAUACGAAUUGGGUUUAAACCCAGCCAUUGAGCGCCUGUACCCCUCUGUCGAGUGGCCGGUCGCCCGAAACACGCAGUCUAUCAGUUCACUCAUGACAUGGGAUCACGAGAAGAGUUAUUUCGUGCGAAAGUAUCCGGACUUUCACUUCAAAGGGACGGCUGCGGACAUGACUGAGACAAUAAACCUCUCGCGACAGUUCAAAGUCUUUCUGCCNCAGUCUAUCAGUUCACUCAUGACAUGGGAUCACGAGAAGAGUUAUUUCGUGCGAAAGUAUCCGGACUUUCACUUCAAAGGGACGGCUGCGGACAUGACUGAGACAAUAAACCUCUCGCGACAGUUCAAAGUCUUUCUGCCCGAUCACGCCAUCGAUGGUAACGUCCUCUUCCCGGCGACCGGCUAUUUGAUGCUCGCGUGGCGUCAUUUGGCCGCCAUUAAGGGUCGCGUCUGGAAUCAGAUUCCGGUUCUCUUCGAAGACAUUCAGUUCCGACGGCCAGUAUUUCUCUCCGAUUCGGACGCAACACGACUUAAAGUGAAAAUUUUUGAACAAACGGUGCUCAACCGGCCGCUAUCGAUUAGCGAAAAGGAGAUCUCACUAAACACUGCCGAUAUUUAUAAGGAUUUACGAGCCGUUGGUUAUGAUUACGGACCCAACUUCAGAGGUCUUAAGCACAUUAAGACAGACAACUUUGAUGUGAUCAAAGGGUGCGCCGAAUGGGACGGCAAUUGGAUCACAUUUAUGGACAGUUUGUUUCAGACAAUGGCUGUGGCCAUGCCUUUCAGGCGUCUAAUGGUUCCCGUUAUGGUUAAGCGCUUGAAAUGUGACCCCAAAGUGAUGUACGACGCGAUCGUACAAAACAAAGUGGUUGUCAAUGAAGAGAAAGUCUUCGAUGAGGAGAAGGCUAUCAACGAUGUGGUCAAUAGAGAGCCAGAAAGCGAUGAUUUGGAUAAAGACAUCGAGAAUAUCCUCGAAUUGGAUAACAAACAGUAUUUGGAAGGAGUUAUCGGAAGUCGUUUUCAUAUCUAUAAAUCGAUUCUUCCAUUCCAUGUGGACAUGAAGUCCCGAAUGAUUGUCACAAACGGCGAUUUCGUUAUAAUGGAAAACAACAACACGUGUUGUUUGGGUAAAAUUCGUUGUCCCGAAGAAGAGUUUCUAUGCGCUCAAGAGAUCGCUCACGAGUUGGCCGGCGAUAGCAUUACCGAAAAGGAGAUCUCACUAAACACUGCAGAUAUCUAUAAGGAUUUACGAGCCGUUGGUUAUGAUUACGGCCCCAAUUUCAGAGGUCUUAAGCACAUUAAGACAGACAACUUUGAUGUGAUCAAAGGUUGCGCCGAAUGGGACGGCAAUUGGGUCACAUUUAUGGACAGUUUAUUUCAGACAAUGGCUGUGGCCAUGCCUUUCAGGCGUUUAAUGGUUCCCGUUAUGGUUAAGCGCUUGAAAUGUGAUCCCAAAGUGAUGUACGACGCGAUCGUACAAAACAAAGUGGUUGUUAAUGAAGAGAAAGUCUUCGAUGAGGAGAAGGCUAUCAACGAUGUGGUCAAUAGAGAGCUAGAAAGCGAUGAUUUGGAUAAAGACAUUGAAAAUAUCCUCGAAUUGGAUAACAAACAGUAUUUGGAAGGAGUUAUCGGAAGUCGUUUUCAUAUCUAUAAAUCGAUUCUUCCAUUUCAUGUGGACAUGAAGUCCCGAAUGAUUGUCACAAACGGUAUAGAGAUUGAGGAUCUGAUGGCACUUCCCAUUCCUCGCAAAAACAAUGCCCAGGAUUUGAAACUAGAAUCGUAUCAAUUCAUACCUAAUGUCACCGAUAAUUGCAUGGAAGAAACGGACAGACAGUAUCUCUUUCAGUAUUUAAAGGUGUGUUCGAGUGUUGCCUCGAAAGCGAUGAAAAUUCUUGAAAUGGGCGGCUCUUUGACUAAAAACGGCGAAACACUUUUGUAUGAAAUGAUUGAAAAUCACUUGAAAGACAUCAAAAACGAUGAGAUAAUGCUUAAGACAUUUGACAAACUAUUAAAAUCAUUGGGCGAUGAAAAUCAAAAUUUUGAUAAGAAUUCAGUCUCUAAAUUGAUAACUGAUCUUCAAAUUAAACCAGAAUUUGAUAUGAGUUUAGAUGUGGUAAAUCAGGUCUCAAAGAACGAGCACUUGAUUCGCUCUCUUCUGGAUAUUGUCAGUGAGAAUAAUGUCCCCAAAAAAGAGAUUAAAGUCUCAAAGAACGAGCACUUGAUUCGCUCUCUUCUGGAUAUUGUCAGUGAGAAUAAUGUCCCCAAAAAAGAGAUUAAAGUAUUGGAAAUCAAUUUAACAAAUGGUCUGAUGGCCAGAGAAGUGGACAAUCAUUUGGCUUCGGCUGCUAUUUAUCCAAUUGAUGUCAACUAUACUAUUGCUCUCAAAUCUAUUGAUGGCAUUCACGACGACUACAAGAAUAAAACAUUUAAAUUGAUUGAAUGGAAUCAUAAAACCUCUUCAUUUCCUACAGACAUAUCACAAACAGAUCUCAUUGUAAUGAAUGACAGCCAGGAGUUGAUUGAUGUCGAACUCGACACCUAUUUGCAAGAGGUUUACGACAAUAUCGUUAGCAAAGGAUUUUUGUUAACUGUUUUUAGAUACAAAAACACAGAACCGGAGCUCAUGUUGAAGACGUUGAGCGGACACAAGAGUUCACAGAAUCACGACUUAGAGAAACGGAUUUCUGACUUUGUUGUGAGCGCCAGAAGACUUGGAUUCCAAGAGAUCGGCCAAAAAUGUGAUUCUAUUGGUUCACUGGCCGUACUGUUGAGGAAAGUGAACAUAAAACCAAUUAUUCCCUCAAAAGAUAUGAUAAUUGAGAUUAACUUAAAUUCGAUGCAAUGGUUUGACUGCCUUAAGGAGAAGAUGUGUAACAAUAAGUCCGGCGAUAAUAUAUGGCUCGUCGCCAAUGAUUCUGCCAAUAAUGGUAUCAUUGGUCUCAUUAAUUGUCUGCGUUUAGAGCCGGGAGGGGAGCGAAUCCGGUGUCUCUUUGACUGUAAUCUCAUUAAACUUACGGUUGAUUUUUCAACCAAACCGUUGUCCGAUAUAUUGACCAACGAUUUGGCGAUCAAUGUGUUGAGGAACGGAAAGGUAGGCACUUAUAGGCACUUGAAUUUAGCCAAAAACUACGACAAAGUCAAGACCGACGAGUAUUACCUAAAUGUCGGUCAAAGCCGAGAUAUUUCUAACCUUCAAUGGUAUGACUCGAAGAAUAUAAUCACCACAAAAGAGUUCUAUGACUUGUGUAAUGAACGCAAACAUAAGAUUAAGUGCAAUGUCUACAGCUCUGGCCUUAACUUUCGGGAUGUGAUGCUCGCAACCGGUCGACUUAUGUCGGGACCGGAGAGUCUGUUCACAGACUGUGUGCUGGGCUUUGAGUUCGCCGGCCGUCGGGCCGAUACGGGUGAACGAGUUUGCGGUUUCGAUAUGAGUCGGUGUUUCUCCACAUCCAUAGACGCGAACGAAGAUCUCAUUACAAAAAUACCAGACAAUUGGUCUAUGGAUGACGUGAUCACUAUUUUGAGCACAUAUAGCACCGUAUGGUAUGGUUUACUAGAAAGGGCACAACUCUCCAAAUAUGAGAGUAUACUAAUCCAUUCAGCGGCCGGUGGUGUGGGACAGGCGGCCAUUAAAGUGUGUCAGAACUAUGACUGCGAUAUCUUUGUGACGGUCGGCACUGAAGACAAGAAACAGUUUUUGAUGAAUGAAUACAAUAUUCCGGAGAACAAAAUAUUCAGCUCAAGAGAUAUUCAGUUUAAAUAUAAAAUUAAGUCAUUAACGGAUGGAAAGGGAGUUAAUAUUGUCCUCAACUCUCUGACCGGCGAUAAAUUGGACGCCAGUUAUGAAUGCGUUGCCGAUUGCGGCCGCUUUGUGGAGAUCGGCAAAUAUGACCUCCAAAUGAACAAACAGUUGGGAAUGUUUUCAUUCCUCAGAGAUAUUUCUUUCAUCGGCGUAUCAGUCGAUAGGAAACUAUAUCUCACAAAAGGAUUCUCCAAAAAGUUCUUCGAUUGGAUGCACGAGAACUGUGACAACGGAAUGAUUAAACCAAUUAAUAGAACCGUCUUUAAGGCCUCGGAGGCCGAGAAGGCGUUCAGAUAUAUGACAACCGGUAAACACAUGGGAAAGAUUGUCAUCAAUAUUAGAGACGAAGAAAGUGAGAGAAAAUGUGUGAACAAAAUGAAUGCCGCGAUUGAAAUGAUGGUCACAACCAAAACAUAUUUCAAUCCCAACAAAGUCUAUAUCAUAACUGGAGGUUUGGGUGGCUUUGGGCUCGAGUUAGUGCAUUGGAUGCUUUUCUUAGGCGCCCGAAAAUUCGUGCUAACCUCAAGAUAUGGCGCCAAAAGUGAUUACCAGAAGUACGCGUUGAGUCGAAUCCAGUCCUUAAGCCGUAAAUUCAAAAUGUUUGCCACAAAUAUAGUCGUCUCGACUCAAGACUCGAGUACAACGAAUGGCACGAAAUUACUGCUAAAUGAGGCUGAGAUGUUUGGCCCCAUCGGCGGUGUUUUUCAUUUGGCUCUCGUUCUCAAUGACACACUUCUGGAGAAGCAAACCAGCGAUCAGUUCUCUCAGACCAUCGACUCGAAGGCCAAGAUAUUCGCUAAUUUGGAUCAAAUCACUCGAGAAUUGGCCAUAGAUUUAGACUAUUUUGUGGUCUUUUCAUCUGUAAGUUGUGGUAAAGGAAACGCCGGGCAAUCAAACUAUGGUUUCGCGAACUCUGUAUGCGAACGCAUCUGUGAAUCGAGACGAAGAGUUGGUUUACACGGUUUGGCCAUUCAAUGGGGACCUAUCGGUGACGUCGGAGUUAUAGCUGAUUCUGAAAUGAGUUCUUUGUCCGGAAUAGUGAAGCAACGAAUCAAUUCAUGUCUCGAUGUUUUGGAUAAAUUGCUACAAACGACACAUUCUGUGGUCUCAUGUGUUGUUAGAGCAAAGAGAGUGACACAAGAGGGGUCUCGUGAGGCAAAAAUUGUGGGACAGGUUUGGCAGGCGUUAGGUAUUGACCCGAAGACAACACCCGAUCACUUGACUCUCGGAGAGAUAGGAAUGGAGUCUAUGUUUGCGGUGGAGUUACAGCAGGGGUUGGAGAGGGAGUACGACAUUAAGCUGACGAUGAAUGACAUCAAAUCAGUGACCGUUAAACACAUUAAGGACUUCGAGUCGGGAAAAGUGGAGGAAUUCAAGAAAUUCACUGAAGAAAUACGUAUAGCUCGGGAGAAGUUGAGCAAAAUUAAGUUCAUUAUACCCUCCGAUUCCUAUACACCGCUCAAUAACGUGAAGACCGGAAAUCCGGUUUACUUUUUGCCGCCACUCGAAGGCAUCUUCGCGUCGAUGGAAGUGUUGGCCGAACAACUGAAUCGACCCGUCAUUGGACUCAAUUGGACGCGGAAUACAGAGAAAAUGGGUUCAAUCAAAGAGAUCAGCCGUUACUACACGGAUCUGAUGCAAACACUUCACCCGUCGGGCAACUAUGACAUUGUGGGUCACUUUUACGGCGCUCUCAUUGUGUCAAAGAUGCUGAAGAAGGCGCCCAUACGUCGAGCGGUGAUCAUUGACGUGAUGUCCGACACGAAUCUGGACGAAGAGAUGACGAACGACGAGUGUAUCGUCGAAAUGAUCACUAAAUUCAUCUGCAAAGACCUGCCGACCGCUAUCAACGAUAAGCUGAUGCGCGAAAUUAAACUCAAACACGACGUGACGGCGAAACUCAAUAAAUUGAGUUCAGAAGUGAAGGAGUUUGUGGGCAAAGGGUUUGUCUCCCGAGACUUGGACGACAUCCUCACCAAUUCGUUCAGAAGAGCCAAACUCUUCAGCGCUUAUCGACUUAAUAUGAAGAAUAAAGUGAAACAAAUGAAACUCAAUGUCGGCAAACGGUAUCUGGAAAUGAGUGGCAAACUCUUGAUUAUUAAGCCGAUGACAGACGACAAUAAUAACGACAAUAAAAGCGCCCAUAUGUCCGAUCGGAUCCGCGACUCGUACUUCUUGCCCGAAAAGGGAUUAGAAGGAAAAUUAAACUUCGAGACCAUUAAUACCAAUUCGGAUCACUUUUCAAAUGUCAUCUUUAAUCAAAUCGCCGUCUCUUUAAACACAUUUUUAUCACAAUAAUUAAUUUGUUUCUUUUGUUAAUUAUUUUUUGACUG